AUGGGGUUCCUAUGGGUGCCAUGGGGUUCCCACGGGUGCUAUGGGGUUCCCACGGGUGCCACAGGGGUCCCCCGUAACGACACGUGCCCCGAGCUCCCCGGGGUGCCCUUCUCCCGCCUCGCCGCCUCCCGGCCCCUGGCGCUGCGCGGCACCGUCCUCACCUUCCAGUGCCGGCCCGGCUACCGCCUGCGCGGCCCCGACCUCCUCACCUGCCAGUGGGACCUCAGCUGGAGCGCACCCCCCCCCGCCUGCCAGAGGGUCCUGAGGUGCCCGGACCCCGGAGAAGUGACCAACGGGCAACGGAACGUGGGGGACCCCCGAUUUCCCGUGGGGAGCCGGGUGCGUUACUCCUGCAGGCAGGGCUUCCUGUUGGAGGGAAGUCCCGCCCUCACCUGCCACGCCCGCCACGCCGGCCCCCCCAAAUGGAGCGACCGGCCCCCCAAAUGUGUCCUGAAGUACGAGCCCUGCCUGAACCCCGGGGUGCCGGCCAACGGCUACCAGACGCUCUACAAGCACCACUACCAGGCGGGGGAGUCCUUGCGCUUCUUCUGCUACGAGGGCUACGAGCUGCUGGGGGAGGUGACCAUCACCUGCCUGCCCGGCCACCCCUCUCGUUGGACCAGCCAACCCCCCCUCUGCAAAGUGACGGACCCCGAGUUCCCGGAUGACGGACAGCUGGAGGUGACGCAGAGGGCGGAUCCCAGCCGGCAGCUGGAGGGCGGCAGCAUCGCCCUGGCAACGCUCCUCCCCCUCGUCCUCGUCCUCCUUCUGAUUGGCGGCGUCUACGUCUAUUAUACCAAGUUUCAGGGCAAGUCCCUGUUCGGCUUCUCCUUCUCCAGCUCCCACAGCUACAGCCCCAUCACGGUGGAAAGCGACUUCAACAACCCCCUCUACGAGGCCGGGGACACCAGGGAGUACGAAGUCUCCAUCUGAAGCCCCCCCGCGCCCCUCCCCCGGCGCCCCCACACCCCUCCCUUCCGCUUCGUUACGAGCUGAUUAAUUAAUUUAUUGCCACACUCAUUUAUUUCCCCCCCCUUUAAGGAUGGAGGGGGGGUUGGGAGCACACACGUCCCCUUUAAGGCGGACCCCACCCUGCGUUGCCCCUUUAAAUACCGGGGGGGAGGGACCUCAGGUUUCCCCACCCACCAAGGCCAGGCCACGCCCCCAAGAUGAGCUGUUCCCCCCUCCCCCCAUGCCAAACAACCCCUCCCCCCUUCAAAUUUUGGGUCCGUUCGCUUUGAUUUGGGAGCAAUAAAAGCAAAAAAAAAAAAAUUUAAUAAAAUCCUCAAUA
This is a messenger RNA of Grus americana (Whooping crane), 1291 nucleotides long. RefSeq names its product seizure protein 6 homolog. Gene Ontology annotation, biological process: synapse maturation. The record is from RefSeq and is a predicted model, not a curated record. Gene Ontology annotation, cellular component: neuronal cell body; endoplasmic reticulum. NCBI's taxonomy places the organism in Eukaryota, Metazoa, Chordata, Aves, Gruiformes, Gruidae. Bases 1 to 933 code for a protein of 310 amino acids. The transcript has 8 exons.